Molecule: messenger RNA, 2418 nt
Organism: Eublepharis macularius
Lineage: Eukaryota; Metazoa; Chordata; Lepidosauria; Squamata; Eublepharidae
Gene: PRPH
Product: peripherin
Exons: 10
Coding region: 1-1776 (591 amino acids)
Cellular component (GO): type III intermediate filament; plasma membrane; axon
Source: RefSeq, a predicted model, not a curated record
AUGGACCGUGUGCCAAGAGGCACGUCCCUGCAACCGCAGCGCGGCCCCCGGCUCUCGCCUCCUUCCCGGGCGGGGGCUGCGCGUCGCCCCGUCCCGCAAAAUGGAGGCUGGCUGGCGGGUCCCCGGGCCAAGGGCCGGGCCGGCCUCUCCCCUCCUGCCGAGCGCAGCAUCUUCUCGGGCCUGGGCGGUGCCCGGCUGCAAUGCGGGGCUGCGGGCGGCUCCAGCAGAGGAGGAGGAGGAGGAGCCUGCGACCCCUUCCCUCCCGCCCGCCCCGGCGGGGCGCCUAUAAAGCCGGCUCCUCCGCCCGGCGCCGGCGUCUCCUCCGCCCGCCCGCCCCGCCGCCGCUCCUGCCCGGGUCCGCUGGCCGCAGCCAUGAGCGUCCGCGCCACCACCUCGUACCGCCGCACCUUCGGGCCGCCGCCCGCCGCGCUCUCGCCGGGCUCGUACGCCUCGUCGCGCUGGGCCUCGUCGCCGUCGCCCUCGGCCGCGCGGCUGCUGCUGCUGAGCGCGCCGUCGCCCGGGGCCCCGCUGCGCGCCUACCGGAGCGGCGGCCUCGGGGGCGGGCUGGCGCUGCGCUCGGGCGGCGCGGCGCGGGCGGCCUACGGGGGCGAGCGGCUGGACUUCUCGGUGGCGGAGGCGCUGAACCAGGAGUUCCUGGCCACGCGCAGCAACGAGAAGCAGGAGCUGCAGGAGCUCAACGACCGCUUCGCCAGCUUCAUCGAGAAGGUGCGCUACCUGGAGACGCAGAACGCCGCCCUGCGCGCCGAGCUGGGCCAGGCGCGCGCCAGGGAGCCCGCGCGCGCCGCCGACCUCUGCCAGGGGGAGCUGCGCGAGCUGCGCCGCCAGGUGGACGCGCUGGGCAAGGAGCGCGACCGCCUGCAGGUCGACAAGGACAACCUGGCCGAGGACGUGGCCGCGCUCAAGCAGAGGCUGGAGGAGGAGCUGCACAAGCGCGAAGAUGCUGAAAACAACCUGGUCCUGUUCCGCAAGGAUGUGGACGAUGCCACCCUCUCACGCCUGGAGCUGGAGCGCAAGAUUGAAUCGCUCAUGGAUGAGAUCGAAUUCCUCAAGAAACUGCACGAAGAGGAGCUGAACGACAUGCAAGUGAGCAUGCACAGCCAGCAGCAGGUGCAAGUGGAGGUGGAGCAGGCCAAGCCGGACCUGACAGCCGCCCUGCGAGAUAUCCGCACCCAGUACGAGAGCAUCGCUGUCAAGAAUCUGCAGGAGGCCGAAGAGUGGUACAAAUCCAAGUUUGCCGAUCUGUCGGAUGCAGCCAAUCGGAACCACGAGGCGCUUCGCCAGGCCAAGCAGGAGAUGAACGAAUCUCGGCGCCAAAUCCAGAGCCUCACCUGUGAAGUGGAUGGGCUCAAGGGAACAAAUGAAGCCCUGCUGAGGCAGAUGCGGGAUCUGGAGGACCAGUAUGGGGUGGAGAUGAACUCCUACCAGGACAACGUGGCCCGGCUGGAACAGGAGAUCCAGCACAUGAAGGAAGAGAUGGCUCGGCACCUGCGAGAAUACCAGGACCUACUGAAUGUCAAGAUGGCCCUCGACAUCGAGAUUGCCACCUACCGAAAGCUGCUAGAGGGAGAGGAAAGCAGGAUUGCGGUGCCAGUCCAAUCCAUGGCGACCCUCAGUUUCAAAACAACAGUUUCAGAGCCUGAGCCGACGGUAGAAACUCAUACCAGGAAGACGGUUCUGAUCAAAACCAUUGAGACCCGCGAUGGAGAGGUGGUGACCGAGUCCAGGAAAGAGCAGAGAUCGGAGCUAGAAAAGUGACGUCAACCGCACCAGACUCCUACCCUUGCCACAGAGAAGGGCACUCAAGUUAGCCAACAUGCAGAAGUUCUAGCAGCAGAAACCCCCACCCCCACCCCCUCCCCACAAAGUCACACUAGCCUUACUUGUACUGCUGAUAAUACCUCCUACCUCCGACAGCCUUCCCACAGUCUACCAGGCUUCCAGCUCCCCCUUUACGUGUGCCUCUGGUUUCCCUAGGGGUAGUCUGGUUGUGAUUCCAGCAAUAACCACACAUGGUCUGGGGAGUGGAGAUCUCUUCUUCUGCUCUCUUCUUCCUCUGCCUCCUACCUCUUACCUCUUCUUCCACUUGCCUCCUCCUCAUCUUGCCCCAUAAGGCCCUCUUCCGGCCAAAGGAGAGAGUUUCCCUCCUUCAGAGCCAACUCUGAUACGUGGUAAGUCUAGUUAGACACACCAACACAGAAACACCAAAGAAAAUCACAAUCUGUGUUCACUGCCCCAACCAUUUGCUGGACCCAUUAAGAACAACCAUUCCAGAGAGGGAGUCUCAGAAGUUCUCAGUGUGAGAAUCUGGAUCGAAGAUUAUAAUUGCUGAAAUCUUCCCAAGUGUGCCCAAAAUAAACACUUACAAAACAAAUUACUAAAUACUUUUAGUUUUUUAAA